Messenger RNA from Neltuma alba, 877 nucleotides. RefSeq lists its product as uncharacterized. The record is from RefSeq and is a predicted model, not a curated record. NCBI's taxonomy places the organism in Eukaryota, Viridiplantae, Streptophyta, Magnoliopsida, Fabales, Fabaceae. The transcript is spliced from 6 exons. The coding region runs from base 94 to 432 and encodes 112 amino acids.
AAGCAUCCUCAUCGUCCCUGUUUCUUCAUAGCCAGCGCCACCUUUGGUUCAGACGGAGUUGUAUCUACAUCAGCAGCAUUGAGCCCGUCAACUAUGGAUGAAGCAGAAUUUCGACGGGUUCUCCAACUCUUUCCAGUGGUCCGUUCUCGCGAUUACUGUGCAGAAUCAGGAUCCAGACAAUCAACUUCUAGAUCUGCACAGGAUGAGGUCCUGAAGGAAUGGCAAGAUGCAUGGGAUGGCGGCGAGAGGGAGCUUGAGAUUAAAGGAAAUGAGCGUGGUGAUGAAUUUUGGAGCAAGCUAAAGUCCGUUGCUGAGAGGAAGGUGGGUGCAGAAGAAGCAGAGAGAUUUUGCAAGGCUUUCCAGAAAAUCCAUAGGAAACUGGUCUAUGAAGAAUUGACUGAAGAUGCUGCACGAAAGUUUAUGAGCUCGUAGAGUUUGGAAACGAAGACGACAAACCAUGUUUUAUUGUGAUUGAACCAUCAUUUGCCAAGGAUUGUAACUUCAUCGUGGUACUAAAUCCCAACCAGCCAACGAGUAAAUUGGUGAACUAGUUCUCUAGCUGAUCCUAUCAAGAGUUUUGGAUAGGUCGAUUGGGUUAGGUUUUAUAUUUUUUCUCCCUUUACAGAGCCUUAAACAACGUCAUUGAGUUUAAGAAAAAAGUAGUAGUCUAUUAAACUUGUGCUUUAGUAAUUUUGUUACUGUGAGUCAUAUAUGAAUAUUCCAUUUACUUGUGGGUUUUUUUUUCGUUGGGGUAAAUAUUGCUUGUUUAGGGUUUUACAGGAUAUAGAUAUAUGUUACAAGUGGUUUUAUUUGGGUGUUUCGUUAAUUGAAUUCGCAUCUGUUAAUGAUCUCAUUGGAGAGUUCCCUUGUGUGAAAA